Cladophialophora psammophila CBS 110553 is the source of this 690-nucleotide messenger RNA. Its product is annotated as ubiquinone biosynthesis methyltransferase. Gene Ontology annotation, biological process: ubiquinone biosynthetic process. The coding region runs from base 1 to 690 and encodes 229 amino acids. The record is from RefSeq and is a predicted model, not a curated record. Lineage: Eukaryota; Fungi; Ascomycota; Eurotiomycetes; Chaetothyriales; Herpotrichiellaceae. Gene Ontology annotation, molecular function: methyltransferase activity. The transcript has a single exon.
AUGAACGAUCUGAUGUCCCUGGGAAUCCAUCGCCUGUGGAAGGAUUACUUUGUCCGCAGUCUCAACCCGGGCAGACGAACCAGCGAAACAGGGUGGAAUAUCCUUGAUGUGGCGGGCGGCACCGGCGACAUUGCAUUCCGCAUGCUUGACCACGCGACCAAUGUGAACCUUGACCUCAAAACCAAAGUGACUAUUGCAGACAUCAAUGCAGACAUGCUAGCUGAAGGCCAGAAAAGAGCUCAGGAAACACCGUAUUGGAAUUCAGGCAGACUGUCAUUUAUGGAGGGAAAUGCUGAAUCCAUGCCUUCUGUUAAGUCGGAAUCGAUUGAUCUUUAUACGGUCGCAUUUGGAAUCCGCAACUUCACAAACAAGGAAGCCGCCAUUCGCGAAGCAUUUCGAGUCCUUAAACCAGGCGGGGUUUUUGCGUGUCUAGAGUUCAGCCACGUCAACAACUCCCUGUUCAAUGCUGUCUACAAAAGGUGGAGCUUCGGGGCAAUUCCUUUGAUAGGCCAAUUGGUCGCCGGUGAUCGAGAUAGCUAUCAAUAUCUUGUCGAAAGCAUCGAACGGUUUCCCACGCAAGAGGAGUUCAAGGAAAUGAUCGAAGAAGCCGGAUUUGUCACACCAGGACAAGGCUACGAGGAUCUGACGGGAGGCAUCGCUAGCAUCCAUCGAGGUGUGAAGCCGUUAUAA